GGCUGCGGGCGCUUGUGAGCAGGUUGUUGUUUUUAUGAGAGGCGUCACUGGCGCUGGGAACUGUGCCUGCCGCCACCACGACGGGCAACGCAGUGUGGCGGAGGUGGCGCUGCACCUUCAGAUACCUGAAACAUGUCUGAAAAUUCCAGCGACAGUGAUUCAUCUUGUGGUUGGACUGUCAUCAAUCAUGAGGGGUCUGAUAUAGAGAUGGUGAGUUCGGAACAUGGUGCAGUCAGUGACAGCCAGCAGGUGACUCCAGAGAGUUCAGUUUUAGAUCAAGAGGAACUACAAGCAUGCCAGUUAGAGCAUGGAGACAGUUUGAGUUGCACAACAAUGGUGGGAGAAAUCACCUAUACAGCUGUGGAAGAAAUCAAGUCAGCACUUGAUCCAGAGGAAGAAAAGGCACCUGAAGACAAUGUCUAUUUUGGAACUGUCAGUGAUGAUUCUGAUAUUGUUACCCUUGAGCCGCCUAACUUAGAAGACAUUGGAACUCAGGAAGAAGCAGCAGCUCUCAUUGUUCAAGAACCACAGAACCUGGAAGACUUUAAUUUGGGUUCUUCUUCCAGCAGCCAAUAUACAUUCUCUCCGCCAGAAAUUGAAAGGUGGUGGGAGAACCUGUGGAAGAUUCCUGAAUGCGUAAGGGGAUGGGCUGAUCAGCUGAAACAUCAUGUUCCUAGCCAACUCGCUUUCCAAGUAUUUUCAGCUCAACCUAGUGGGGACGAGUCAAGUAGCGAUGAAACCAGUCAUCAGCCCAGUCCUGCUUUUAGAAGACGCCGUGCAAGGAAGAAGACUGUUUCUACUUCAGAGUCUGAAGAGUUGCCCUCUGCUGAACAAGAAGCUGAUUGCUUUGUGGAGAACUUGCAUAAGCACCAGUUCAGUAGUGGUCUUAAUAAGUGUAUUGUACUUGCUUUGGUGAUUGCAAUCAGCAUGGGAUUUGGACAUUUCUAUGCUGGAACAAACAUGUAUCAGUGUUUUUUGAGUCUGAUGCCUCCCCCACACACAGGUACAAUUCAGGUUCAGAAACAUCAGCAGUUGGUCAAAAAGAUACAUGAAGGUGAAUUGAGUGAUGUGAAGGAUUAUCUUUCUCAGUGUCAACAAGGACAAGAGUCUUCUGUAGAGUAUAAGUCAUUGAAAGAAAACCUUGCAAGGUGCUGGACCCUUACAGAGACAGAGAAAAUGUCUUACGAAACUCAGAAGAAGAGCCUUGCUAAAGAAAAUCACUUUUUAAGAAUAACUCUGGAGAAAGAAGAGAAAACCUUGUGCUCAUUGCAGGAAGAGUUAAGAAAACUGAGAGAACAGAUUAGGUUAUUGGAAAAUAGAGGAACAGGUAGUGAAUUGGUAACAGAAAACCAGAAACUGAGGCAACAUUUGGAAGAGGAAAAGAUGAAAACAAACACCUUUCUUAAUCAAAGGGAAACUUUAUUGGCGGAAGCAAAGAUGCUUAAGGGGGAACUGGACAAAGAACGAUUGCUAACCAUUGCUUUAAAGGUGGAACUUCAGCAGUUAAGUGCUAGUCAGUCAUACGGAAAUCCAGACUCUCCCAAUGUAUUGAUUGAAAAAAAGGAAAUAGAAACCUUACGUGGAAGACUUACUGAGCUAGAGCAGAAAUUGAACUUCGAACAGCAGCGUUCUGAUUUGUGGGAAAGACUGUAUGUUGAGGCAAAAGAUCAAAAUGUAAAACAAGAAACUGAUGGAAAAAAGAAAGGGGGCAGAGGAAACUACAGGGCUAAAAAUAAGUCAAAGGAAACAUUUUUGGGUUCAGUUAAGGAAACAUUCGAUGCAAUGAAAAAUUCAACCAAAGAGUUUGUGAGACAUCAUAAAGAAAAAAUUAAACAGGCCAAAGAAGCUGUGAAGGAAAAUCUGAAAAAAUUCUCAGAUUCAGUUAAAUCUACCUUCAGACAUUUCAAAGAUACUACCAAGAAUAUCUUUGAUGAAAAAGGGAAUAAAAGAUUUGAUGCAACAAAAGAAGCAACAGCUAAAAAAUCAAGAACAGUUUAUCGUGGAUAUAUACAUCCACAGUCUAAGGCAACCACACAAAACCAGAAUAAUGGAGCCCCUCCUCUGCAGAGGGAGGGAAGGAAGGACGCAUCACCUCACUCCGAUGGAUUUAGAAUGAACACAAAUUCACAGAAAUGCGGCGCUGAGCGUGAGUGUAGUGGGCAUCAUCAUUCCUCCAGAAAGGGCUGUUCUGAUGUAUUUGACUGUGCCCGACAGGAAUCUGUUAGUCUUUUUAAUGUAGCAUUGAAUCCUGUGAAGAUAGAAGAAUUCAGACAGUUAAUACUAAGAUAUUUAUUAGAAGAAAUGGAUGGUUUCCAUCACUGGAAAGAACUUGACCAAUUCAUCAGUAAGUUUUUCCUGAAUGGUGUCUUCAUACAUGACCAGAAGCUCUUCGUUGACUUCGUUAAUGAUGUUAAAGAUUAUCUGAAAGCCAUGAAGGAGUAUCAAGUCAAUAAUGAUGGAGUGUUUGAGAAUUUGGAUGGAUAUAUAUAUAGAUACUUCCUUGGUGACAGUUUUCCCCCUCCAUAUGGACCCAGUCGACCUGAUAAAAAGCAACGUAUGGUAAAUAUUGAAAACUCCAGGCAUCGAAAACAAGAGCAGAAGCACCCUCAGCCACAGCCUAAUAAAAGGGAAGGUAAAUGGCAUAAGUAUGGUCGCAGUAAUGGAAGAUAUAUGGCAAAUCUGGAAAUAGAAUUGGGGCAUUUGCCUUUUGAUCCUAAAUAUUGACUAUCAUAAUUAUGUUCUUAAAAACUGUAAGAGAAACAGAUGCUUUCUAUGAUAAACUAAGAUUAUCAAGAUGACAAUGCCCCCACCCCAAUUUAUAAGCAUCAGUCUGAUGACUUUAUACCGUUACUCAGAAGCAUCAAAAGCUUAUUCAUCUGCAUUUUCCUGUAGUUUUAGCUUUGCUGAAUUAGUUUGUCAAUGGAAAUGUUCAACUAUAGUUUUAUUGUUAAGCCAGGCAUGUGACAGAUUUUAUGCAUGAAGUGACACUUCCUGAAUUUCAGUGUAUGAGCUCAAAGCAAGCUCAUAUCAUAUACGACAAAGUGUAAUUAACACUGAUAUUUGUGUUAAAGUUUGCAGUAGAGCUUGACGAAAGUACAUUGUGGUGGAAUUUCAUCUUUUGUAUUUUAUAAACUUAUAACUGCUUCUUGUCUUUUUGUGGGUUCAAGAGCCCGUUGACUUGUGAAGAAUUUGCUGCUGCCUUACGAGCUUGCUGGCUUUAUUCUCUCGUGAAAUUUCUUGCACGUCUGAAUAUUGUGGAAGAAACAAUAAAACUGCACCAUGAGGAAAACUAAAGGUCUUUA
Echinops telfairi (small Madagascar hedgehog) is the source of this 3302-nucleotide messenger RNA. It is a transcript of the gene CCPG1, whose product is annotated as cell cycle progression 1. Gene Ontology annotation, cellular component: membrane. The coding region runs from base 133 to 2724 and encodes 863 amino acids. The transcript has 11 exons. The record is from RefSeq and is a predicted model, not a curated record. NCBI's taxonomy places the organism in Eukaryota, Metazoa, Chordata, Mammalia, Afrosoricida, Tenrecidae.